GCCUGGCGGCGGCGGGGAGGGCGCCCGCCCGCCCGCCGCGCCGCGCCGGCCGCCACCGAUGCGCUGCCCCGCCGCCGCGCCAUGACCCUGAGCUCGGAGAUGUCCGAGGCAUCGGCGCUGGCUGAGGAGACCGACAUCGAUGUGGUGGGCGAGGAGGACGACGAGGAGGACGACGAGGAGCCGCAGCCCCGCCGCCGCCGUUCCUACGCCGAGGAGGAGGAGGAGGAGGAGGAGGAGGAAGACGACGAGGAGGAUGUGGGCGACCUCCACGACGACGCCCUGCUGCCGCGGUCUCCCGUGCGCGGCGGAGGCGGAGGCGGCGGCGGCGGCGGCGGCGGCGGCGGCGGCGGCGGCGGUGGCGGCGGGGCGGGCGGCGGGGACGGUGCCGGCGGCUCUCGGCCCCCCUCGCGGGGCGGCCCGCAGAAGGCGGCGGCGGGCGGCGGGGCUGGCGGAGGCGGCAGCGGCGGCGGAGGCGGCGGUGGCGGGGCGGGCGGCGGCAAGAACAGCCUGGUGAAGCCGCCCUACUCCUACAUCGCCCUCAUCACCAUGGCCAUCCUGCAGAGCCCCAAGAAGCGGCUGACGCUGAGCGAGAUCUGCGAGUUCAUCAGCGGGCGCUUCCCCUACUACCGGGAGAAGUUCCCCGCCUGGCAGAACAGCAUCCGCCACAACCUCUCCCUCAACGACUGCUUCGUCAAGAUCCCCCGGGAGCCCGGCAACCCGGGCAAGGGCAACUACUGGACGCUGGACCCCGAGUCCGCCGACAUGUUCGACAACGGGAGCUUCCUGCGCCGCCGAAAGCGCUUCAAGCGGCAGCAGCUCCCGGCGCCCGAGCUGCUGCUGCGCGCCGUGGACCCCGCCGCCUUCCUCCCGCAGCCCCCGCCCCAGCCCCCGCAGCAGCCGCCCUGCGCCUACGGACCCUACGGCUGCGGCUACGGCCUCCAGCUCCAGCCCUACCACCCCCACUCCGCCCUCUUCGCCUUCCACCACCCCUCCCCGCCGCCCCGCCAGCCCCCCGCCGCCCCCGGCAGCGCCCCCGGCGCGCCGCUGCCCCCCGCCGCCGCCGCCGCCGCCGCCGCCGCCACCACCGCGCCGCCGGGCCCCUUGCUGCCGGCGGCGGAGCUGGCACGGACGCCCUUCGGCUACGCGCACCCGCUGGGCCCGGCGCUGGCGGCCUCGCUGCACGCCGCCAAGCCCGGCAGCGGCGCGGCGCUGGCCCGCUCGCCCUUCUCCAUCGAAAGCAUCAUCGGGGGGGGGCCCGGCCCCGGCCCCGGCCCCGGGCCCGGGCCCGGGCCCGGCGCGGGCAGCAGCUGCGCCUCGCAGUCGGCCGCGGCGCCGGGGCUGGCCCGCUCGCUGGGGAGCGCCGGGGGCGGCCUGCCUCCCGCCGCCGCCCUGCCCGCCGCCCCCGGCUUCGCGGCCCGGAUCUCUAACUGUUAAGGGUUUUGGGAGUCUUUCCGAAGGUAGGAUCUGGGGUAUCUCCUUUCUCCGCUGCUCGGAUGCCUGGCGGACGGCUGUGGGCUUUGCGUGGGGAUCGCGCGGUGUUGCUCGGGGGGAUUCCGCCGCCACCGGCGGGACACCCGGGACCCGUAUUUCUGCAAAGCCAGGUCUAGAUGCUGCACGGGCAGGCGGUCAUGCUAUUGGAAAGUUACUCGUUACUCCUUAAACAGAAAAAAAAAUAAUGGUGAUAAAUAAAGUCUCUAAACCGUUAAAGUUCAGAGAUUCUCAGGUCUAGGAGCUUGAAAACAGUAAUGUACAGGAAAAAAAAAAAAAAGGCUUGAGGGAGGACAGCAAAGCAAUACUUUUUCAUUUUAGUACACUUGUCUCAUGUACUUUUAUAAAAGAAGAGAAAAGAUUAACAUGUUUACACAGAAGAAAGUCAAGAUUAUCAUUUCUUAUUUUAACCUGUGUUUUGUAUUAUAAUAGACUUACGGAGUUUUUUAUUUUGUACUUUAUGCGUAUUCUUUACGAGGAAUAUUGUUAAAAAUUACUGGCAAGUAUUAUUGUACCAUUUUAAUGUAAAAUUUUUACACAUUUUCAAAAAUAAAAUCUUUAAUUUUCAAAAAAAAAAAAAGAAAAAAAAAGAAAAAAACAAACCCAAAGACCAAAGGAGCCCAGCCAAACAAUUGGCUUCGGACCCUUCCCUCCUUAAUACUUCUCCCUUCUUUGGGACACUGAUAUUUUUUUCUUCGGGAUUAAUAGCACAAUAGCCAAAGAAUUUUACAGCUUGAAAUUUGUUAUGUCUGGAUUUGACCGCGAGGAAGAUCAGAAUAUGAUCUUUUCAGUCAAACCAUUACUAACCCUAGCAGAGAAUGAAAGACACACACACACACACAAAAAAAAAAAAAAAAAAGCAGAAAGACCAAGGACAAAAGAGGGAAUAAAUAGAAAUAGGUCUCUCUCGCGGGAGUAAAGCCCAGUUCUGUAAGGCACCAAUCAGGGGAUUGAUUAAAAAUCCAGUUUUAAACUAUUUUUAUGGUUUUGGGUGUUGUCUAAAUCACAACUGCAUCACAGUUUGGUUUCCAAGAGGCCCAAAGGAAAAUACUACUAGUAAGGGGCAUGUACUGAACUUCAGAGAGACUUGCUCUAGACACUUAUGUUUCUGUGAUGAUAUUAGGGACAUGUGUUUCUACUUUUCGAUACAUAUAGUAUAAAAUGAGCAUUGGAAUAUCCUCAUGUGACGAGCUGAUUAAGUGCACGAGCUAUUGAAGUAACAAUACGUAAGUGUAUGAAACAAACCGUGAAAGCAGCCUUCCUGAUUCUGAAUUACCGUCUUAACGCGCAUGAGGUCGAUAGAUACCUGUUUCAUAGACUAAUUUUUUUUUUUUAACCAAAAAGCCUGCCUCAAAUAUUCAGAGCUUAGGCAUGAAAAGAGAAUCACAGGUUUUAAGAGUAGGCAUGUGGUUGCUUGUUGUGGACUAGGAUUUUCAUGCGUUUUUCAAAUGAGGGAGGCGCUUUUCAAGUACGACUGUAUUUAUAACAAUUUACUAGAUUCAGGGAUAAAUUACGUGAGUUUUC
Messenger RNA from Aquila chrysaetos chrysaetos, 3012 nucleotides. It is a transcript of the gene FOXD1, whose product is annotated as forkhead box D1. NCBI's taxonomy places the organism in Eukaryota, Metazoa, Chordata, Aves, Accipitriformes, Accipitridae. Gene Ontology annotation, molecular function: DNA-binding transcription factor activity, RNA polymerase II-specific; RNA polymerase II cis-regulatory region sequence-specific DNA binding. The record is from RefSeq and is a predicted model, not a curated record. Gene Ontology annotation, biological process: regulation of transcription by RNA polymerase II; cell differentiation; anatomical structure morphogenesis. The coding region runs from base 82 to 1434 and encodes 450 amino acids. The transcript has a single exon.